Fusarium vanettenii 77-13-4 is the source of this 360-nucleotide messenger RNA. RefSeq lists its product as uncharacterized. Bases 1 to 360 code for a protein of 119 amino acids. The transcript is spliced from 3 exons. NCBI's taxonomy places the organism in Eukaryota, Fungi, Ascomycota, Sordariomycetes, Hypocreales, Nectriaceae. The record is from RefSeq and is a predicted model, not a curated record.
AUGGUUUCUGCCGAUCACAUUCGUGCCAUCUUUGAGCCCAUCGCUCGGGGUGAUAUGGCGUCCUUCUGGCCUCACGUUGAACCCGAUGUGGACUGGACCGUCAAGGAGUUUCAGCAAGGCACGAGGCCUCUGUCCUCGACAUGGGCUGGCCCGUUGCAUUUGGUUGUUCAAAACAUCAUUGUUGAUGGCAACCAAGCGGCUGUUGAGCUCAAGGCCGUGGAUACGACAACCAAGAGCGGAGACCCGUUUCCUAACGAGUACACCUGGGUCCUUGGUUUCAACGACAACGGCAAGAUUGCCACUGUCCGAGCUUACAUGGACACCGACCUUGUUACCCGUGUUAUCGAAAAGAACUCAUAA